Messenger RNA from Symbiodinium pilosum, 933 nucleotides. The record is from the annotation of a GenBank genome assembly. Lineage: Eukaryota; Dinophyceae; Suessiales; Symbiodiniaceae.
AUGAGAGGCUUCCUGGGUGCGACUGAGACAGAAGCUUCAUUUCGAACUUCCCGGAGAACUUUGACAGGCAAUUGCUUGUCUGUGUCAAAGUCUGUCGAACAAGCGAAGAGUUCUGAACUGACAGGUGCCUUGUUUGGAGCCAUGUCGCUUGCUGGUGCCACUCUCGAUCCUGACCCUGCAGCAGCUCGAUUCAAAAUCGUGGGACUUCCGUGCGAGUGCUGCGAACGGGACUGGUGUGCCACCAGCUGCAUUGACCUGAAGCGAGGCGAGACGACAAAGUGCAACUGCCACGAGUUUCUGAGCGAUCUCCAAUCCUCAGAGCAGAACGUAGUGAUUGGUGGCCUCUACAAGCUACCGGCAGAUGCUGCCAGAGCCCGGCUGGAUAGCAUCGAAGCCGGGCAGGGCGAGGAGGGCUGGGCAGAUCAUCUUUCCUGGAAAAGCGCCAACCUGCUGAAGUGGAAUGUGGAGGAUGGGAAGAACUUGAAAAUUAAGCCUUCAACCCUGGGCGAUGCUGGUGAUGGCUUGUUUGCCACAGCUGCACUGCCCAAAUUCAGCGUGCUUCCUCCUUAUCAGGGCAAGCCCUUGAGCCUUGGUGAGUUCAGAAAGAUGAGAGCUUCAAAAAGCGAGAUGGAUUACGUCUAUUGCCCGCUCCGUGAAGAGGCGCUCUUCAACUUCACGGAUGAGCAGCUUCAGACGGCCGAGGAGGCCGGCGCUGCCACAACUUUCUGUGUGGACGGCCGCGAGAAAGCCGAGAAAAAUCCCGUUCGAUUCAUCAAUGCCGCAAGGACGCCUGAGCAAUGCAAGAAGGUCAACGUGCAGAUUUGUGAGUUUGGCGAUGUGGCGUACUUCAGGACGACCAAAGACGUCAAAAAGGGUACGGAGCUGAUCACGGACUACGGGGGUGCCUACUGGGAGGAUUUCGAAGGGUGUUGA